Molecule: messenger RNA, 4909 nt
Organism: Notolabrus celidotus (New Zealand spotty)
Lineage: Eukaryota; Metazoa; Chordata; Actinopteri; Labriformes; Labridae
Gene: mansc1
Product: MANSC domain containing 1
Exons: 5
Coding region: 688-2172 (494 amino acids)
Source: RefSeq, a predicted model, not a curated record
AUUUUUCAGCCUGUUGGUGUUGAAAACAGAUCCAUGUAUUUGCGGGCAUAUUUUGGGACGCAGGCUCCAUCCCUCCCCCUUUCCAGAGGACAAAGACUAAAAUGGGUCAGACUCCGGAGAGCAGCACCAGCCAUCAUGUAAUGUAGUUCAUCCUGCAGGAGACAGAAACAAGAUGCUAAGGAAGGGAUCUGUGGCGUUUUAAAGCUCUCCAUCAUGUCGCCUGCACACAGCGUUUCUCCAUCUGCAUGUUACAGCCGGUGAUGACGCGGACACGGUUAUUUAUCGGACAUUUAACGCAGAAAAACACCGUUUAAUUUGGGGGGACUCCGGUUUUUCAUCAACAUGUCCUCUCGGGAUGGGUGAAGCAGCACACAGGGACUGAACUGGUUUGAUUGGGAUUCCUGCUGCUGGUGCUGCUGGUGGGCUCCGGUUUCCAGUCAAACACCGACUCAUCAGACUGCUGCUGACCGACGGGAGAUGAUGGACGCCGAACAGAGUUAAUCUGUGUCCUCGGGGGAAAAUAAAGGAGACGGGGUAAAGUCCUGCAGCGUGGACUGUAGACCCAGAGACCCAGUGAGCAUCUGAUGGAGGACUGUCCACACCGACGGACUGUGUAUUUGUGUGGAUCUCUGCCCUCUCGUGUUGGACUCUGAUCUAAUCCUCAUCUCAGACCGUAGACCCGCAGACAUGUCUCCUCCGGCGUCCUGUCCACACUGGUGGACGCUCAGGCUGCUCCUCACCGCUCUGCUGACGCUGACCAUGAUGACAUCACUACCUGUGUCGGCUGUGGAGGCAGAGACGUGUUUCUCCAGACAGCAUCAAGGCGUGAUCGUCAACGUCAGACUGGCCUUAACCAGACCGACCACGGUGAUGGACGCUCGCGCAGUCCGCUCCGAGAGGGACUGUGUGCUCGCGUGCUGCUCCGAGGAAGUGAAACCUGGUGCAAAGUGCAAUAUGGUCGUGUUCAACUCCAACAAACACGCAGGGGAAGAUAACUGCUUCCUGUUCCACUGUCAGACGGAGCAGGACUGUCCUCUGAUGAAGGCUCAGGACGGCAUCAACACCUACGACAUCUACAAAGGUUUGAUACAUCCAUCCACAGUGAGACCUGCCCCAGUGACAGCCACCGCCUCAACCACCACUACCACCACACCAGCUCCAGCCAGACCCACAACGACACAACCCACUACCACCACACCAACCACCACACCAACCACCACCACCACCACCACCACACAGAGUACAACAAGGCCCACGACCACAACCACCACAACAACAACGGCACCAACAACCCCCACGACUACCACACAGGCCCCCACCACCACCACAACGAAAAAACCUCCCCCCAUCAUCAUCAUCGCCACCAUGCUUCCAGUCACUCUAGAACCAACCACUGUCCCAACAACAACAACAACAACAACAACCACAGCAACCACAACAGCUACAGCACCUUCUACAACAACCACUACCACCACCACUACCACCACCAUGGUGAGAAAACCGAACAAACCCAGCAGAAAGCAAAACAAAACCAUCAAGAAAGCAAGACCACAUCCUGCCAUCGCCGCCACCACCACCUCUGCCCCACCACCUCACCCUCCCACAGCACCACCUGCUGUUGUAACGGCUGCACCAAGAACUACUGAGAGACUACAGCCGAGCACUGAAACUACUACUACAACACCCGCUACUACAACCACAACUUCUACCACCACUACUACCACCACUACUCCUGCGCCUACUACAUCUACCACCCGUCCUACUACAACCAACACCCGUCCCACUACAACCACCACCCGUCCCACUACAACCACCACCACUACAACUACAACUCCUGCAACCACUACUACAACUACUCCGCGUACAUCUACUACAACAACAACCACGACCACCACUGAUCCACCCACGUCAAGGGCGACUCAAGCAGCAAAUUUAAUCAUCGUCCCCAAAGACGCCAUCCAGUCCGACCCCGCCUUCCAGAACUCAAGCGUCAGCCGGGGGAAAGCGGUAGCGGCAAGGGGGGCGGUGAAAAGCGGCGUUGUGGCGUUCAUGGUGCUCGGGCUUGCCGUGCUCACUCUGGCUCUGGCCGUCGGUGGGCGGAAAGCAAUGGAGUCCUUCGACAGACGGCAUUACACAAGACUGGAGUUGAACGACCUGCACUACGAGGUGUGAGGAGGGACAGAAACCUCUCUUUGGUUUUUAUGACGGGAGCUCAGAAGGACAAAAAGCAGGACUUAUAAUGAGUUCAUUUAAGAUUGUUAACGUUUGUUUCUUUUUUUUGACAUUUUAAUUUUUUAACAGCACAAAGUUACACGAUAAUGGAAUGUCUGCUUCACGAUGGUAAAGAGGCGUGCCUGAGGAGAAUACUUAAUUCUGAUUGGCCAGAGGGUGUGCAUUACUUUGUAAUAACCACACAGCUCUAGCAAAGGGUUAUUGACAUCAAAUCAUUAUGUUCAAAACCUUACAUAUGACCAAACGUCUCUUAAAAUAAGACUCACACAUUUUUAAAAAUCAGCUCAUUUUGAUUAUUUGACGAAUACGGUGAUUGUGAUAUGACCGGCAAUAUUUAAAGGAAUCAUACAUUUCUACAUUAUUCUCAUUUUUAUUGAGAAACAAUCUUUGGUUCAAAGUGAUAUUUUGACUCAUAUUUGGUUUUCUCUUUGAAGAGAUUAGAAAAUUAUGAUAAGCCAUAUCUUUCAGCCUUUAUUGCAAAGGUGUAGGGAGGAUAAUGCAAUCAGUCCUGUGCGGUUAUUAACAAUAAUGCACUGUAUGAAGACGAACCUUCUCACGCCUCUGCAUUUUACAUGUUUUAUUCAUCACAAACUAUUCUCUCAAUUUUUGAGUUAAACAGAAUUUAAACACUCAUUGGAUAAUCUAAAAAUGUGUUGAUACAAAGCUAUAAAAAGUAUUCUUCUUUCUCCUAAUUGUGGAUGAUUUUUAUUCAAUAGCCGAUUAAGUUAAGAUAAACUCUGUUUUGGGUGACAAAUCAGGAAACACUAGCCACAUUUUAUCAUUUGCAGUCAAUUCUUCCAUAUAUCUCUCCUGAGCAUGAAUGGACUUAUUUACUUAUUGACAGCUGUCUCAGGAUAAAUUCAAACAUCAUUUUGACAAAAAAAAAUCUGACUUUUUCUUAAAUUCUUUCCCUUUUGAUUUGAUUUUUUUAGCGAUAUAUCUGUGUCGCCAAAAAUGGAACAAAUCAUUUGUUAUCAUUGCAUUAUUUCAAGAUUGUGUUUUGUUUUAUUUUGACACAUCACACCAUUACUGGGAGAAAAAUGACAUUUUAACAAUGUUUUUUCACAACAAAUAACUUAAAGUGGCAACACAAACUGUUUGCGUUAUUAUCAUAAAUCCUAUCACAAGUUUUGAAGUGAAAAAGCUUCAAAGACGAGAAUAAUGAAUGAUGAGAAAAGCUUUGAGGUUUGCCGUGACGUGUGCACCAAAAUACCAUUUCAGGUGUAAUAAUUUAAAGAACAAGUUUUGAUUUAUAGAGGUUGCAUAAUGAGAUGCAAAUAUCAAUAUAAGGAUGAUCUCAGUAAAAGAAGAAGCUAUUUUUGUCAUGGCCCCUUUCGGCCUCCGUAGAAGUCUGUGUUUGGUUCUAAAGUUUAAACUUUUCUCACAUUUCUUUGACUUUUUGGAUUUUAUUGCAUUCUGACUUUAAAUCCUGAUUUUGAUUUGUGUUGCUUUAAAGCUAAGUCUGUGCCGGAGAAUGAGUUUAAGAAGUCUUUAUCUCUUUUGUAACCUCUUUCUGAUUGAUUUAGGGUAACAUAACCGUCAGCUGCCGAUGGAAAACAAAGAACAAACAGCAAUAUUUUUAUCCGUGAAUCUCAGGAAGCCUCUGAAGUGGAGCUGAUGUAGAGAAACUCUGGAUCGUACGGGCGGACUCUGAUUUGUACAUUCGUCCUUCGUGGUUCGAGGCCCUUCUUUUGCCAUGGGGUGAAGUCACCCUUUGUGUAUAAGACGUACACCUGCAUGUCUUUUUACUUCCACCUGCUUCAGCCAUACGAGCCUGUGACUGCUUCAAUCACACACUCACUCUCUCACUGUGUCCGUUUUGUAUUUUGUCCACAUUUUUCUUCUCUCACAUGUGGAUCAGAAUUUAAACGAUGGAUGCAAUUCUCUGAAAAUCGAUGCACUAUUGUAUCCUGUGUUUUUUGAUAAAUAUGAUAUGCUUCUUUUUGAAUAUUAGAUUGUUUUUCAUAGGUAAGAGUACACUGGCCGCGCACUAUUUUCCUAUAAUAACUAUGUUUGUAUUGGAUGUCAGCGUUUAGGGGGGGGAAGACCCAAGCUGCUGUGGCGUCAGUCCAUCACCAGGGGGCAGCAGCAGCCUGAUGAACGCCUGAAGCUGCACUGUUUGACUUGUUUUCACUUUUCUUGCUUUAAACUUUUAUUACAGUGUCUGAUUAAUUACAUUGACAGUAACAGUUUGGUCUCGUUUUGUGAAGUGAUGCUUUUGCAUAAGUUUUGAAUUUGAUGUUUUGUUCUUAUAAGGAUUAAAAAUGUGAUUUUUGACGGAGGUGUCGGUUUACUGAGUUCAGUCUGCAGCAGAGGAAGUGCUGGGAAGUGUAUUUACUUUCAUGAGUUAGAUUAGAGUCAGUUGUAUCAACCAUUAUGUACUUAAAGGUAGAGUUUUCACUUUUACUGCGCUACAUCAGCCGACAGCUCUUGCUUCUUUUUUUCUUUUUUAAAACAUCUUUUAUUUGGGACACAAUCAGAGCAAAAUACAAUGAUACAAAUUCAGAAUGUAAAAUGCCCGUUUUAUCUUUUUUUUUCCCAACAAAACAAUUAACAUUUUCUCUGCAUUCAAAGAAAAUUGUAAUAAAUCAAUUUCCCUCUUUAAAAUAAUCAGAUACAAUGUUCUGAAUAGAGUAGUUACCAGAUGGCAAUGGAACUGAUGCAACAAACAAAAUUU